Molecule: messenger RNA, 2205 nt
Organism: Arachis duranensis
Lineage: Eukaryota; Viridiplantae; Streptophyta; Magnoliopsida; Fabales; Fabaceae
Product: PAN domain-containing protein At5g03700
Exons: 1
Coding region: 77-1567 (496 amino acids)
Biological process (GO): recognition of pollen
Source: RefSeq, a predicted model, not a curated record
UCUUAACUCUAUAAAUGGAAACUCUCGCACUGUGGAACUUCUUUCCCUGUGUAGUGAUCAUAUUAAUUCAACCAUCAUGUUUAGGCCUACUCACAUGUCCCCGUUCCUACUCCUACUAUUCCUCUCCCUCGCCACAGCGUUGACAUGUUCCGCAUCACCACAGAUCCACAUAGGCUUCUCCGCGUCACCACAAUCCCAAACGGCGCUGUUCGAGUCCCUUUUCACCGACCCUACUGGCAAUUUCUCUUUAUGCUUCCUCCGCCGGAACCAAAACCACCUCGCACUCGCCGUCAUCCAUGUGGCAUCCUCGCAGCCACUCUGGCUCGCCAACCCAACUCACUUGGCCUCAUGGUCCCACACCACGCGCCUCUCCUUCAACGGCACUCUUCUCCUCUCCGACCCCAAAACAAACCUCCUCUGGUCAACCGAAACAAACGGCGGCGACACCCUUCUCUUACUUAACACCUCCAACCUUCAGAUCCUAAACAAAGCCAAAGCCACUCCCAUAUGGCAAAGCUUCGAUUUCCCCACAAAUACUCUCGUUCAGGACCAGAACUUCACAACCGCCAUGUCAUUAUCGUCGCAAAAUGGUUUGUACUCGCUGCGGUUAGGCAACGACUUCAUGGGGCUCUACGCUAACUACCCCGAAAAUGACGCAAGUUCGUUGAGGCAGUUACUCUACUGGAAGCGCACCGCACUGGAGGCCAAAGCAGUUAUAAAACAAGGACAGGGACCAAUUUACGCACGUGUCAAUAAAGAGGGGUAUCUGGGCAUGUACCAAACCAGCGCCAAGCCCAUUGACGUUCAGAAGUUCGACAGCUUCCAACAAAAUCCAACGGCAUCGUCGUUUCUGUUCGUGCGGUUAGAACCCGAUGGGAACCUCAAAGGGUAUUAUUGGAAUUCCAACAAGUCCAGUUGGGUGCUCAACUACCAGGCCAUAACGGAAACCUGCGAGCUUCCACUCCCCUGCGGUUCGUACGGUUUGUGUACUCCGGGCGGGUCUGGGUGCUCGUGUUUGGAUAACCGAACCCGGUUCGAACCGGGUGUUGGAUGCUUCGGUGGUAGCAACGGAAACUUGUGCUCGGAAAAGAUUGGUGGAGACAGCUACUCAGUGAUUCGAAGGACGGGGGUGGAGCCACCGCAUAAGGAGCUGGAUGGUCACGUGACGACGCCGUCUUCGGCGGAGUGUGAAGGGUUGUGCGAGAGAAACUGUAGCUGUUGGGGUGCGAUGUACAACAACGUAAGCGGGUUUUGUUACAUAAUGGACUACCCGAUUGGGACGAUGACGGGUUCCGGGGAAGACUACAAGGUUGGGUAUUUUAAGGUGAGGAAAAGUGAGAGUGGGAAGAAUCGGGUUGGGGUUCGGGUUGGGGUGGUGGUUGGGGUGGUGGUUGGGGUUAUGGUUGGGAUUGUCUUUAUUGGGGCUGGGGUGUGGAUGAUGAGAAUGCGGUGGAGAAGGAAAGGGGUCAAUGGGAUGUUGGGCGAAGAAAACGGGUCUUCACCCGGCCCGUAUAGGAAUCUUGGAUCCGACAGUUUUAAAUCCAUUGAGAUGAGCGGUCAAAGAUGAUGAUGAUGAUGACGAAUGGGAUGACGAUUCUUGAUUCAUGUUAUUGGCUUUAUGAAUAAAGUAGUAUCCAAUGAAAAUGAUGAGGAGGUUGGACGGUGGUGGGGGAAAGGGGUCCAUCCUAACGAUCAUAAUAUAAUAGGGGUAUAAAUCAUAAUGCAAUAUUGCAAUUAAUGGGAUGGGGAGUUUUCAUGGAGAGCACACAUGAAUAAUUAACUGUGUGAAAGUGUGAAUGUGAUAUGUGACCACCUCCUUUUUUAACAUUGACCAAAUUGGAGCAGUGGUGGUCGGUGGAUUUUCGGUGAAAAAUUAAGGCUAACUUGAUUAUUCAUUUUGGAGUAGCAACGACGAGGAGUAAAAAAAGCAUGGAAAUAUCAAUCCACGUCAGGGAGUAGCUCAACUGGAAUUUGUUUAAUUGAGUCAUCCCAUAAAUACAAAUAUGAAUUCUUUUCAAUGCAGCCACUUCGCUCCAAUCUCCAUCACGUUGAACAUGCCUUGCACAGUUGCACUGUUGCCCACAGCAAAAAAUAGCCUGUUUGUUUUAUUUUUUAACCGGUGUCCGUCCCAGGUUAUGCAUCUUGUAUUAUCACUUUCAUUCCUUGCAUUGAUAGCACUUAAUGCCAAUAAAUUCUUUUUAAGUA